Molecule: messenger RNA, 1242 nt
Organism: Rotaria sp. Silwood1
Lineage: Eukaryota; Metazoa; Rotifera; Eurotatoria; Philodinida; Philodinidae
Source: the annotation of a GenBank genome assembly
AUGACAGAAACAGCAAGUGCAAUAUUCGAUGUUUGUAAUGAUCAAUCAAAAAAUGUUAUGUUAAAAAUUUGGUCAAAAUCUGGUGCAAUGUUUCAAGAUAUAUUUUCAAUUGAGAAUACAACAUUUGCAUAUGUUAAAUGUUUAGCUAUGAAAUUUUUAUUAAAAAGUAAUAGUAAUAAUUUAUCGACAUAUGAUUAUUCAAUACGUACCAUAAGAACGAAUGAAAUGGAUAAUUAUAAAUUAAUAUCGAUUGAAACAAAAAAAAUUAUCGAUGAACAGAAAACUUUAAGUCAAGAAGAUGUUAAAGAUGGAGAUGAAUAUCUUCUAGCCAAAAAAGUAUUUCAGCAACCAUUGAGAGAUGAACAAACACUCGAACCUCGCUCUAUAGAUCAAGAUUUAAUCGAAUAUCGAACACAAGAUCUUCCACUACCUACGCAUCCAUUUUCUCAAUCACCACAUACAGUUGGAAGAACAGAAUUUCGUACUGAUCUUGGUCGUGUAUUAUUUACACUGAUUGAAAUAUCAUAUAAAUUACUUUGGUAUCAUUCAGAUGCUGAACAUAUCUUUAAGGAAGCUGAAGAAAUUCUUUCAAAAUCAUCGAGAACAGAAUCAAAUCAUCAAGAAAUGCAUAAAAAUCAAAUAGAGAAACUCGUUCAUAUGGGCUUUACUGCACAGCAUGCACAAGACGCACUGGAACGAACAAAAUAUGACUUAAAUGCUGCUAUGAAAUUACUUUCAGGCCAAGAAUAUACUGAUGAUCAUGAAAAAGGAACGAGAAACUUGAAUAAAAGAAAAUAUAUCUAUUCACGUUAUGGUCCAUUUAUACCAUUUCAAGAAUUUCGAAAACAAUGUUUUCAGCCAAAUCCAUUAGCCAUUCAAGUAUUAACAGAAAUGGGUUUCAAUCAUGAUGAUGCAAUAGAUGCUUUACGAAUAUGUUAUAAUAAUGAAAAUUUAGCUUGUGAAUAUCUUAUUGUUGAUAAAGAACAACAAAAUAUUAUCAGUGCUACUUAUGAACAAGGUCUUGAUUCAAAUUCAAGUAUUUUUCAAGCUAUUAUGGAAAAUUCAAUUGUUCAACGAGCACUUAAUAAUCCAAGGAUAUUUUUAAUUUUGCUUCAUUUAUACGAAAAUCCGAGUACAAUAACAAUUUAUUUAAAUGAUCCAGACGUUGGAUAUAUGUUGUUACAAAUAAGUCGUAUUUAUAAUGCUGAAAGGUAUCCAGUCUAUGUAUUAAGUAGUAAUUGA